AUGGCGACCCUCGAAAAGCUGAUGAAGGCCUUCGAAUCCCUCAAGUCCUUUCAGCAGCAACAGCAGCAGCAGCAGCAGCAGCAGCCUCCGCCGCCGCCUCAGCCUCCUCAGGCGCUGCCGCAGGCGCAGCCGCCGCUGCCUCAGCCGCAGCCGCCGCAGCCCCCGCCGCCCCCGCCGCCCCCCGGCCCGGCCGUGGCCGAGGAGCCGCUGCACCGACCAAAGAAGGAACUCUCAGCCACCAAGAAAGACCGCGUGAACCAUUGUCUGACAAUAUGUGAAAACAUAGUGGCACAGUCACUCAGAAAUUCUCCAGAAUUUCAGAAACUUCUGGGCAUCGCUAUGGAACUUUUUCUGCUGUGCAGUGAUGAUGCGGAGUCGGAUGUCCGGAUGGUGGCUGACGAGUGCCUCAACAGAGUCAUAAAAGCCCUGAUGGACUCCAAUCUUCCGAGGCUACAGUUAGAACUCUAUAAGGAAAUCAAAAAGAACGGUGCUCCCCGGAGCCUGCGCGCCGCCUUGUGGAGGUUUGCUGAACUGGCUCACCUGGUCCGGCCUCAGAAGUGCAGGCCUUACUUGGUAAACCUUUUGCCUUGCCUGACUCGAAUAAGCAAGAGACCUGAGGAAUCUGUUCAGGAGACCUUGGCUGCAGCUGUACCCAAAAUUAUGGCUUCUUUUGGCAAUUUUGCAAAUGACAAUGAAAUUAAGGUUCUAUUAAAGGCUUUCAUAGCGAAUCUGAAGUCAAGCUCCCCGACCAUUCGGCGGACGGCGGCUGGCUCAGUGGUGAGCAUCUGCCAGCACUCGAGAAGGACGCAGUAUUUUUAUAGCUGGCUACUAAAUGUGCUCUUAGGUUUGCUGGUCCCUGUUGAGGGUGAACAUUCUACCCUCCUGAUUCUUGGAGUGCUGCUCACACUGAGAUACCUGGUGCCCUUGUUGCAGCAGCAGGUCGAGGACACGAGCCUGAAAGGCAGCUUUGGGGUGACACGGAAAGAACUGGAAGUCUCCCCGUCGACAGAGCAGCUUAUCCAGGUCUACGAGCUGACCCUGCAGUACACUCAACACCGAGACCACAACGCCGUGACCGGAGCGCUGGAGCUCCUGCAGCAGCUGCUCAGGACGCCGCCGCCCGAGCUCCUGCAGGCCCUGAGCACGCCGGGCGGCGGGCCGCUCGCCGCCCACCGCCAGCCCGGCUGCCGGAGCCGCAGCGGCAGCAUCGUGGAGCUGCUAGCUGGAGGGGGUUCUUCAUGCAGCCCUGUCCUUUCAAGAAAACAAAAAGGGAAAGUGCUCUUCGGAGAAGCAGCGGCCUUGGAGGAUGACUCCGAGUCCAGGUCGGAGGGCAGCAGCCCCGCCUUCACAGCCUCAGUCAAGGGUGAGAUUGGUGGUGAGCUGGCUGCCUCUUCCGGGGUCUCCACUCCUGGCUCUGCCAGUUCAGCCACCGACUCCGUGGGCCACGACAUCAUCACUGAGCAGCCCCGGUCACAGCACACGCUACAGCCAGACUCAGUGGAUCUGACCGGCUGUGACCUGGCGAGCGCUGCCACCGACGGGGAUGAGGAGGACAUCCUGAGCCACAGCUCCAGCCAGAUCAGUGCCGUCCCGUCUGACCCGGCCAUGGACCUGAACGAUGGCACCCAGGCCUCCUCCCCAGUCAGCGACAGCUCCCAGACCACCACCGAGGGGCCUGAUUCGGCUGUGACCCCUUCAGACAGUUCUGAAAUUGUGUUAGAUGGUGCCGACAGCCAGUAUUUGGGGAUGCAGAUCGGACAGCCACAGGACGAGGAUGAGGAAGCCACGGGCAUUCUUCCGGAUGAAGACGUAGAUGCUUUCAGAAGCUCUUCAGUUGCCCUGCAGCAAGCACAUUUAUUGAAAAGUAUGGGCCACAGCAGGCAGCCCUCUGACAGCAGUAUAGAUAAAUUUGUCUCCAGAGAUGAAGCUGCCGAACCAGGAGAUCAAGAAAACAAGCCUUGCCGGAUCAAAGGUGACAUAGGACAGUCUACCGAUGACGAUUCUGUUCCUCUUGUCCAUUGUGUCCGCCUUCUGUCUGCUUCAUUUUUGCUGACUGGGGAAAAAAAUGUGCUGGUUCCGGACAGGGACGUGAGGGUCAGUGUGAAGGCGCUGGCACUCAGCUGUGUGGGGGCCGCUGUGGCCCUUCAUCCUGAGUCUUUCUUCAGCAAACUUUAUAAAGUACCUCUUGACACCAUGGAGUACCCUGAGGAGCAGUAUGUGUCAGACAUCCUGAACUACAUCGAUCACGGAGACCCCCAGGUCAGAGGAGCCACGGCCGUUCUCUGUGGGACCCUCAUCUCCUCCAUCCUCAGCAGGUCCCGCUUCCAAGUGGGAGACUGGAUGAGCACCAUCAGGGCCCUGACAGGAAAUACAUUUUCUCUGGCGGACUGCAUUCCUUUGCUGCAGAAAACUUUGAGGGAUGAAUCUUCUGUGACUUGCAAGUUGGCUUGUACAGCUGCGAGGCACUGUGUCAUGGGUCUCUGCAGCAGUAGCUAUAGCGAAUUGGGAUUACAGCUGAUCACCGACAUGCUGACCUUGAGGGAUAGUUCCUACUGGCUGGUGAGGACAGAGCUUUUGGAAACUCUUGCAGAGAUUGACUUUAGGUUGGUGAGCUUUUUGGAGGCAAAAGCAGAAAACCUGCACAGAGGGGCCCAUCAUUACACAGGGCUUUUAAAACUGCAAGAACGAGUGCUGCAUGAUGUCGUCAUCUAUCUGCUGGGGGACGAGGACCCCAGGGUGCGGCACGUUGCCGCAGCAGCUUUGAUGAGGCUUGUCCCAAAGCUGUUCUACAAGUGCGACCAAGGACAAGCUGACCCUGUCGUGGCUGUGGCGAGAGAUCAAAGCAGUGUUUACCUGAAGCUCCUUAUGCACGAGACGCAGCCUCCAUCUCACUUCUCCGUCAGCACCAUCACCAGAAUAUACAGAGGCUAUAACUUACUGCCGAGCAUGACGGACGUCACUGUGGAAAACAACCUCUCCAGAGUCAUCGCGGCAGUUUCCCGUGAACUGGUCACGUCCACCGCGCGCGCGCUCACAUUUGGAUGCUGCGAAGCUCUGUGUCUCCUUUCAACCACCUUUCCCGUCUGCAUUUGGAGUUUAGGUUGGCAUUGUGGGGUGCCCCCAUUGAGCACCUCUGAUGAGUCGAGAAAGAGCUGCACUGUUGGCAUGGCCACAAUGAUCCUCACCUUGCUCUCAUCAGCUUGGUUCCCGCUGGAUCUCUCAGCCCAUCAGGAUGCUUUGGUUUUAGCCGGAAACUUGCUUGCAGCCAGUGCUCCCAAAUCUCUGAGAAGUUCCUGGACCUCUGAAGAAGAGGCCAACCCAACAGCUGCCAAGCAGGAAGAGGUCUGGCCAGCUCUGGGUGACCGGACCCUGGUGCCCAUGGUGGAACAGCUCUUCUCCCACCUGCUGAAGGUGAUUAAUAUCUGUGCUCACGUCUUGGACGAUGUGGCUCCGGGACCAGCAAUGAAGGCAGCCUUGCCAUCUCUGACAAACCCUCCUUCUCUAAGUCCCAUCCGACGAAAGGGAAAGGAGAAAGAACCCGGAGAGCCGGCCUCUGUGCCCUUGAGCCCCAAGAAAGGCAGUGAAGCCAGUCCAGCCUCUCGACAAUCUGAUGCCCCAGGGCCUGUUACAGCAAAUAAGUCCUCGUCGCUGGGGAGUUUCUGUCACCUUCCUUCGUACCUCAAAUUGCAUGACGUCCUGAAAGCUACUCACGCCAACUACAAGGUUACCUUGGAUCUUCAGAACAGCGCUGAAAAGUUUGGGGGCUUUCUGCGCUCUGCCUUGGAUGUCCUCUCUCAGAUCCUAGAGCUGGCGACGCUGCAGGACAUCGGGAAGUGUGUUGAGGAGAUCCUAGGGUAUCUGAAAUCCUGUUUCAGUCGGGAACCAGUGAUGGCAACUGUUUGCGUUCAGCAGCUGUUGAAGACUCUCUUUGGGACAAACUUGGCCUCCCAGUUUGAUGGCUUGUCCUCCAACCCCAGCAAGUCUCAAGGCCGAGCACAGCGUCUGGGCUCCUCCAGUGUGAGGCCAGGCUUGUACCACUACUGCUUCAUGGCUCCGUACACCCACUUCACCCAGGCCUUAGCCGACGCCAGCCUGAGGAACAUGGUGCAGGCGGAGCAGGACCACGACACUUCAGGGUGGUUUGACGUGCUUCAGAAGGUGUCUACCCAGUUGAAGACCAACCUCACGAGCGCCACAAAGAACCGCGCGGAUAAGAAUGCUAUUCAUAAUCACAUUCGCUUGUUCGAGCCUCUGGUUAUUAAAGCUUUGAAACAGUACACAACCACCACGUCCGUGCAACUGCAGAGGCAGGUCCUGGACUUGCUGGCCCAGCUGGUGCAGUUACGGGUCAAUUACUGUCUUCUGGACUCGGACCAGGUGUUUAUUGGAUUUGUGCUGAAGCAGUUUGAAUACAUUGAAGUAGGCCAGUUCAGGGAAUCAGAGGCAAUUAUUCCAAACAUCUUUUUCUUCCUGGUAUUACUAUCUUACGAACGCUAUCAUUCAAAACAGAUCAUUGGAAUUCCUAAAAUCAUUCAGCUCUGUGAUGGCAUCAUGGCCAGUGGGAGGAAGGCUGUGACACAUGCCAUACCAGCUCUGCAGCCGAUAGUCCACGACCUCUUUGUCCUGAGAGGAGCCAAUAAAGCCGACGCAGGAAAAGAGCUUGAAACCCAGAAAGAGGUGGUGGUGUCGAUGCUGCUGAGACUCAUCCAGUACCAUCAGGUGUUGGAGAUGUUCAUCCUGGUCCUGCAGCAGUGCCACAAGGAGAACGAAGACAAGUGGAAGCGACUGUCUCGGCAGAUAGCCGACGUCAUCCUCCCGAUGUUAGCCAAGCAGCAGAUGCACAUUGAUUCUCAUGAAGCCCUUGGAGUGUUAAAUACUUUAUUUGAGAUUCUGGCCCCUUCCUCCCUCCGUCCCGUGGACAUGCUUUUACGGAGUAUGUUUGUCACUCCAGAUACAAUGGCAUCUGUGAGCACUGUUCAACUGUGGAUCUCAGGAAUCCUGGCCAUUUUGAGGGUUCUCAUUUCCCAGUCAACUGAAGAUAUUGUUCUUUCUCGUAUUCAGGAGCUCUCCUUCUCCCCAUAUUUAAUCUCCUGUCCAAUAAUUGAUAGGUUAAGAGAUGGGGACAGUACUUCAACACCGGAAGAACACAACGAAGGGAGACAAAUCAAGAGUUUGCCAGAGGAAACAUUUUCAAGGUUUCUACUACAACUAGUUGGCAUUCUUUUGGAGGAUAUUGUUACAAAACAGCUAAAAGUGGAAAUGAGUGAACAGCAACAUACUUUCUAUUGUCAAGAACUAGGCACUCUGCUAAUGUGUCUGAUCCACAUCUUCAAGUCUGGAAUGUUCCGGAGAAUCACGGCGGCUGCCUCGAGACUCUUCGCGGCGGACCACGCCGACGGCACUUUCUACGGCCUGGAGAGGCUGAAUGCGCGCGUGCGCACCAUGCUGCCCACGCACCCAGCGCUCGUGCUGCUCUGGUGCCAGAUCCUGCUGCUCGUCAGCCACACCGACUACCGCUGGUGGGCAGAGGUGCAGCAGACCCCCAGGAGACGCAGUCUGUCCAGUACGAAGUCACUCAGCCCCCAGAUGCCUGGAGAGGAGGAGGACCCCGAUGCAGCCUGCAAGCUUGGGGUGUGCAAUAGAGAAAUAGUGCGAAGGGGAGCGCUCAUUCUCUUCUGCGAUUAUGUCUGUCAGAACCUACACGAUUCAGAGCACCUAACAUGGCUCAUUGUGAAUCACAUCCAGGACCUGAUCAGUCUAUCCCACGAGCCCCCCGUGCAGGAUUUUAUCAGUGCUGUUCAUCGGAACUCCGCUGCCAGUGGCCUCUUCAUCCAGGCAAUUCAGUCUCGUUGUGAAAACCUUUCAACCCCUACCACCCUGAAGAAGACGCUUCAGUGCUUAGAAGGGAUCCACCUCAGCCAGUCGGGCGCUGUGUUAAUACUGUAUGUGGACAAGCUUUUGUGCACUCCGUUCCGUGUGCUGGCUCGCAUGGUCGACACUCUGGCCUGUCGCCGGGUGGAAAUGCUUCUGGCUGCAAAUUUACAGAGCAGCACGGCCCAGCUGCCAGUGGAGGAGCUCAGCAGGAUCCAGGAAUACCUUCAGAGCAGCGGCCUGGCUCACAGACACCAGAGGCUCUACUCCCUGCUGGACAGGCUUCGUCUCGCCACUGCACCCGGCUCACGUGGCCCUUCUCCUCCGGUCACGUCCCACCCGCUGGACGGGGAUGGGCCCCUGGCACUGGAGACCGUGAUUCCAGACAAAGACUGGUACCUACGUCUAGUCAAAUCCCAGUGCUGGACUAGGUCAGAUUCUGCGCUGCUGGAAGGGGCAGAACUGGUGAAUCGGAUUCCUCCCAGUGACAUGAGUACAUUCAUGAUGAACUCGGAAUUCAACUUAAGCCUGUUGGCCCCAUGCCUGGGCCUGGGCAUGCGCGAAAUCUCCGGAGGCCAGAGGAGUCCCCUUUUUGAAGCAGCUCGCCUGGCCACUCUGGACCGUGUGAGCGGCCUGGUUCAGCAGCUGCCUGCUACCCACCACGUUUUCCAGCCGUUCUUGCCUGUGGAGCCCACCGCCUACUGGAACAAGUUGAAUGAUCUGUUUGGGGAUGCUGUGUUGUAUCGGUCCUUGACCACUCUGGCCCGGGCCCUGGCCCAGUACCUGCUGGUGUUCUCCAAGCUGCCCAGCCAUUUGCACCUCCCUCCUGAGAAGGAGAGGGACACUGUGAAAUUUGUGGUCAUGACCCUCGAGGCCCUGGCGUGGCAUUUGAUCCAUGAGCAAAUCCCACUGAGUCUGGACCUACAGGCCGGCCUGGACUGCUGUUGCCUGGCCCUGCAGCUGCCCAGCCUCUGGAGCGUGCUGUCCUCCCCAGAGAUGGUCACCCAUGCCUGCUCUCUCAUUCACUGUGUCCGCUUCGUCCUGGAAGCCGUUGUGGUGCAGCCUGGGGAUCAGCUUCUUAGUCCAGAAAGAAGGAUGAACACCACAAAGGCUUCCAGAGAGGAUGAAGUAGAUUCAAACAUACAAAACCCGGCAUAUAUCACCGCAGCCUGUGGGAUGGUGGCAGAAAUGGUGGAGUCUUUGCCGUCGGUGUUGGCCUUGGGGCAUAAAAGGAAUAGCAACACCCCAGCGUUUCUCACGUCGGUGCUCAGGAACAUCAUCGUCAGCCUGGCUCGCUUACCCCUCGUCAACAGCUACACGCGCGUCCCCCCACUGGUUUGGAAGCUCGGAUGGUCGCCCAAGCCGGGAGGUGACUUUGGCACAUGCUUCCCUGAGAUCCCGGUGGAGUUCCUCCAGGAGAAGGAAGUCUUUAAAGAGUUCAUCUACCGCAUCAAUGCACUAGGGUGGACCAGCCGCACCCAGUUUGAGGAAACGUGGGCCACCCUCCUUGGCGUCCUGGUGACUCAGCCCCUCGUGAUGGAGCAGGAGGAGAGCCCGCCGGAAGAAGACACGGAGAGGACCCAGAUCAAUGUCCUGGCCGUGCAGGCCAUCACCUCCCUGGUGCUGAGCGCAAUGACCGUGCCCGUGGCUGGCAACCCAGCUGUGAGCUGCUUGGAGCAGCAGCCCCGGAACAAGCCCCUCAAAGCCCUCGACACCAGGUUUGGGAGGAAGCUGAGCAUUAUCCGAGGAAUUGUAGAGCAGGAAAUCCAAGCGAUGGUUUCAAAGAGAGAGAACAUUGCCACGCAUCACUUAUACCAGGCGUGGGACCCCGUCCCUUCUCUGUCUCCAGCUACGACAGGUACCCUCAUCAGCCACGACAAGCUUCUGCUGCAGAUCAACCCCGAGCGGGAGCUGGGGAACAUGAGCUAUAAGCUUGGCCAGGUGUCCAUUCACUCCGUGUGGCUGGGGAACAGCAUCACACCCCUGAGAGAGGAGGAGUGGGAGGAAGAGGAAGAGGAGGAGGCCGAUGUUCCCGCCCCUGCGUCACCACCCACAUCACCCGUCAACUCCAGGAAGCACCGGGCUGGGGUCGAUAUCCACUCCUGUUCCCAGUUUUUGCUCGAACUGUACAGUCGCUGGAUCCUGCCGUCAGGGUCAGCCCGAAGGACGCCCAUCAUCCUGAUCAGUGAAGUGGUUCGAUCUCUCCUAGUGGUCUCAGACUUGUUCACCGAACGCACCCAGUUUGAGAUGAUGUAUCUGACGCUGACAGAGCUGCGGAGGGUGCACCCUGCAGAAGACGAGAUUCUCAUUCAGUACCUGGUACCCGCCACCUGCAAGGCGGCUGCCGUCCUGGGAAUGGAUAAGGCUGUGGCAGAGCCCGUCAGCCGGCUGCUGGAGAGUACCCUGAGGAGCAGCCACCUGCCCAGCAAGGUCGGGGCCCUGCACGGCGCUCUCUACGUGCUGGAGUGUGACCUCCUGGAUGAGACGGCCAAGCAGCUCGUCCCAGUCAUCAGCGACUACCUCCUGUCCAACCUCAAAGGGGUGGCCCACUGCGUGAACAUUCAUAGCCAGCAGCAUGUGCUGGUGAUGUGUGCCACCGCCUUCUACCUGAUCGAGAACUAUCCCCUGGAUGUGGGCCCGGAGUUCUCUGCGUCAAUCAUACAGAUGUGUGGGGUGAUGCUGUCCGGAAGUGAGGAAGCCACCCCGUCCAUCAUCUACCACUGCGUCCUGCGGGGCCUGGAGCGCCUCCUGCUGUGCGAACAGCUGUGCCGCCUGGAUGCGGAGUCCCUGGUCAAGCUGAGUGUGGACAGAGUGAAUGUGCACAGCCCGCACCGGGCCAUGGCCGCCCUGGGCCUGAUGCUCACCUGCAUGUACACAGGGAAGGAGAAAAUCAGUCCGGGCAGAACCUCAGACCCUAGCCCCGGCGCCCCGGACAGUGAGUCAGUGAUUGUGGCUAUGGAACGCGUGUCUGUUCUUUUUGACAGGGUCAGGAAAGGGUUCCCCUGUGAAGCCAGAGUGGUGGCACGGAUCCUUCCUCAGUUUUUAGACGACUUCUUCCCACCCCAGGAUGUCAUGAACAAAGUCAUUGGAGAAUUUCUCUCCAACCAGCAGCCAUACCCUCAGUUCAUGGCCACCGUUGUGUACAAGGUUUUCCAGACGCUGCACACCACCGGGCAGUCAUCCAUGGUCCGGGACUGGGUCAUGCUGUCCCUCUCCAACUUCACCCAGAGGACCCCGGUGGCAAUGGCCGUGUGGAGCCUCUCCUGCUUCUUCAUCAGCGCUUCCACCAGCCCGUGGGUCUCGGCUGUCCUUCCCCACGUCAUCAGCAGGAUGGGCAAGCUGGAGCAGGUGGACGUGAACCUCUUCUGCCUGGUGGCCACGGACUUUUACAGACACCAGAUAGAAGAGGAGCUGGACCGCCGGGCCUUCCAGUCCGUGUUCGAGGUGGUCGCGGCACCAGGAAACCCAUAUCAUCGAUUGCUGACUUGUUUGCGGAACGUCCACAAGGUCGCCACGUGCUGAGUGCCCACGGGGCAGCGGCACCAGAGCCGGGGGGGCCUGCCCACGCCGGCGUGGCUCCGCACCCAGGCCUCCCCUUGAGUCGCGCCGUGGCCGAGCAGGUGGUGUCCGGCUCUGCCUGUGGCAGAGGAGCUCUGUGGCAGGGAGGCUGCGUGCAGGGACCACACGCAGGAACGUGGGGUUGAGCCUGAGUCCUUGCGGAGGGCAGGAGCCGCUGGUCACUAACCCUCUGUGCUGCAGCUAGUGCGAAACGCCAGCCAGCCGGCUGUUCCCGUCCUCUUAGCGCCCACCUGCCCGCGGCCACCAGGCUACAGCUGCUCUUGCGUCUGGGACGGAGUCCUCGGUCUUGCAGGUUGGCCACGGGCCUCUCUGCUGUCCCACAGGCAGAAGGUGGCGCCGGCAGGCUUUCGGGAGCGCUCCCCAGGGCUCUGGCCUGGGGGUCAGGGCCAUGCCCAGCCCCCCGAUGGGAAUGCCGUGGGGUGUGCGGGUCGGGGGUGCUGGGAAUGCGACACCCAGAGCCACACUUCCCUUUCUCUGUUUUCUUCUCAGGAUUUAAAGUUUAAUUAUAUCAGUAAAGAGAUUAAUUUUAAGGUAA
Molecule: messenger RNA, 9985 nt
Organism: Neomonachus schauinslandi (Hawaiian monk seal)
Lineage: Eukaryota; Metazoa; Chordata; Mammalia; Carnivora; Phocidae
Gene: HTT
Product: huntingtin
Biological process (GO): microtubule-based transport
Cellular component (GO): cytoplasm; nucleus
Source: RefSeq, a predicted model, not a curated record